Molecule: messenger RNA, 2169 nt
Organism: Cricetulus griseus (Chinese hamster)
Lineage: Eukaryota; Metazoa; Chordata; Mammalia; Rodentia; Cricetidae
Source: RefSeq, a predicted model, not a curated record
AUGCCGCUCGCCUUCCCCCUUUCGUGGGUUCCUUUGGGAAGUGGUUUUCCUGGCAGCCUCCCUGGUCAGGUGUGUUGGCAUUUAGCAUCGGCACCUGGAGUUUCCUCCCGAGGGCUGGCUGGAGGGCUCGGCAUUCGAGGAUUCCCAGUCGAACUUCUGGAGGAGCAGUUUCCUGUUUGGAGCGACACUUCCUUCUCGGAGGGGAGAAAAAGUACAGGGCCACAAGUUGACUAUAUUGUGGAGUAUGACUAUGAUGCUGUACACGAUGAUGAAUUAACCAUUCGAGUUGGGGAAGUCAUCAGAAAUGUGAGAAAACUACAGGAAGAAGGAUGGCUGGAAGGAGAACUAAAUGGGAGAAGGGGAAUGUUCCCUGACAAUUUUGUUAAGGAAAUUAAGCGAGACACAGAACCCAAGGAUGACAAUUUGCCCAUCAAACGGGAAAGACACGGAAAUGUAGCAAGUCUUGUACAGCGAAUCAGCACUUAUGGACUUCCAGCUGGAGGAAUUCAGCCACAUCCACAAGCCAAAGCUAUUAAGAAGAAGACAAAAAAGCGUCAGUGUAAAGUUCUUUUUGACUACAUUCCACAAAAUGAGGAUGAACUGGAGCUGACAGUGGGGGAUAUCAUUGAUAUUAAUGAAGAGGUAGAGGAAGGCUGGUGGAGUGGAACGCUGAACAAUAAGUUGGGACUUUUCCCCUCAAACUUUGUGAAAGAAUUAGAGCUCACAGAUGAUGGUGAAACUCAUGAAGGGCAGGAUGAAUCAGAAAUAGCUUUGACUGGCUCUACCUCACCUCUAGUGUCUCCGGGGAAUGGGAGUGAAAUUGCUCCUGGAUCAGUCACACAGCCAAAGAAAAUUCGAGGAAUUGGAUUUGGAGAUAUUUUUAAAGAAGGAUCUGUGAAACUUAGGACAAGAACAUCCAGUAGUGAAACAGAAGAGAAGAAGACAGAAAAGCCCUUAAUCCUGCAGUCACUGGGAUCCAGAACCCAGAAUGUGGAGGUGACGAAACCAGACACUGACGGCAAGAUUAAAGCUAAGGAAUAUUGUAGAACAUUAUUUGCCUAUGAAGGAACCAAUGAAGAUGAACUUACUUUUAAAGAAGGGGAGAUAAUCCACUUGAUAAGUAAGGAGACUGGAGAAGCAGGCUGGUGGAAGGGUGAACUCAAUGGCAAAGAAGGAGUGUUUCCAGAUAAUUUUGCUGUUCAGAUAAGUGAACUAGAUAAAGACUUUCCAAAACCAAAGAAACCACCUCCUCCUGUAAAGGGUCCAGCUCCAAAGCCUGACCUGUUAGCUGCAGAAAAGAAAGUUUUUCCUCUAAAGUCUGAAGAAAAAGAUGAAAAGUCUCUGCUGGAACAGAAACCUUGUAAACCAGCUGCACCUCAAGUCCCACCCAAAAAGCCCACUCCACCUACCAAAGCCAAUAAUUUAUUGCGAUCUCCUGGAACAGUGUACCCAAAGCGACCAGACAAACCAGUUCCUCCUCCACCUCCAACAGCCAAAAUUAAUGGAGAAAUUUCUACAAUUUCUUCGAAGAUUGAAACUGAGCCAGUAUCAAAACCAAAGCUAGAUCCUGAACAAUUGCCAGUUAGGCCAAAAUCAGUAGACUUUGAUGCCCUUUUAGUCAGAAACUCUAAAGAAACAGAUACUGUAAAUUUUGAUGACAUAGCUUCCUCAGAGAACUUGUUACAUCUCACUGCAAAUAGACCCAAGAUGCCUGGAAGAAGGUUGCCUGGCCGCUUCAAUGGUGGACAUUCUCCAACUCAAAGCCCAGAGAAAACCAUGAAGUUACCAAAAGAAGAUGAUAGUGGCAACCUAAAGUUGUUGGAGCUUAAAAAGGACACGAGCUACUCGUCAAAGCCAUCUCUUUCAACACCUUCAAGUGCUUCUAAAGUAAAUACAUCUGCUUUCCUAACUCCAUUAGAACUCAAAGCUAAAGCAGAAUCAGAUGAUGUGAAAAAAAGUCCCCUGGAUGAACUUAGAGCUCAGAUGAAUGAAUUACUGGGUAUGGUAGAUGCAUUGAGAAGGGAUCAUGGGAAAGAACUGGAAAAGCUACGCAAAGAAUUAGAAGAAGAGAAGGUCAUGCGAAGUAAUCUGGAGGUGGAAAUCGCAAAGCUGAAGAAAGCUUUUCUGUCUUCUUGAGGUGGUGUGGACCCAGUGUUCUUAAUGCUCCAG